UCUGUUUUCAAGGCAAAACUGUGUUGGUGUGUAUCAUUCUGAUUCUAUUAUUUAUAUUUCAUUUACAAGAGUAUUCUAUUUGAGUGAUGAAGCAACAUAAAAAUUAUGUGCAUUUAGUUGAGAGCUCUUCAGAAAGUGUUACAGCACUAACAAGUGUUUGUUUAAAAUGCAGUAGUUAAGAGAAUUUUGAUUUUGUGGAAAAUUCAUGUCAUCUCACUUUGAUGAGACUCACAAAGUAAGUCUCAAACUCAGAGACACUUGGUUGAGGUUUAAUCUUCAAAUUAUGGUCUUCCCUUUAAAUAUUUUAAAUGCCACAUUCCUAUUCAAGAGAUAGUAUGCAAACCUGUUUCAUUUUUAAACUGCCUUACUAACCCCACUGUGAUACUUCUUGUCCUUUAACGUUCUUCCUCCUAUCAGAGGGUCCUAAAAUGCUGUACUUGGACUGGGUCACCUUUAUGGUUCAGUUCAGUUCAUACCAGAGAAAAAGUUUUUAUUGGGAUGAAAAAUAGGUGGUAAGUUCUACCAAGAAUGUUUUAUGUGUUGGUAUGCAAAGGCAAAAACAUUCUUGAAGCCAAAUUUAUUGGGAUUGAAGCAUUCUGGGGGUUUCAUAAUGUACAAAGUUUCUAGUUUUUGCCAGUUGCCCUUAACUUCUAAGAUGACAAGUAAUAUUUGUUACCACUUUGUAUACAAAAGAGAGCAAUAAUAUCAGAUUGCUUUCAAGCUAUUCUUCCUCUACUUCCCUUCUGACCCUCUUAUAAGCCUUUAAGCAGUUCUGGCAUCUACUGUUUGCUUUAUAAUUAAUUUUGUGGUUUAUCCAAAAUUCUCAUAACUGAUGAAAUAUUCUGAUCCUGUUUAGUUAAUCAUAUUACUUCCUUAGUGUCCUUAUUUCAUGGUAUCUCAGGUUGCCCUUUUCACACUUUUUAGAUCUCAGUAUACCACUACUUAGUUUCUUGAGUUUUUCCAGAGAACAAUGGCAUGUUGUCUGAUGAUUGAUGGAUUUUAAACAGGGCUGUUCCAACAUUAGCAUUUAAUGUUUUUUAACUUCCUAGUUGUAAUUGUUUUACAUAAUUUAUAAAUAAAAGAUUUCUGAAAUAUUUGUGCUUGAUUUAAUAAGCUUUCCCUCCAUAUAAAUGGAUUUUUGUAUAGCUUAUUUAGAAUUAGUGAUAGAUUUGAGCUACUGGCUAAAUGGUCUUAUUAUUACUGAUCUACCAGCUGCAUGGAGCAGAUUCUAUUGGUAGAGUCUAUUAUUGGAAAGCAAUUAAUUAUAUUGAAUAAUUAGCACUUGACUCACAUUUGAGAUCUUUCUUCAUCUUGCUUUGCCUUUUUAGUAUUGUUCCUAAAAUGUAGCCCUGAGAACUAAGUACAAUACUCCUUGUGUGGACUGACCAGUGCAGAUCACAGUAGACUUGUUACCGCCCUCAUUUUGAUGCUCUGUGCAAACCUCUCAAAUUUGGUGCAAACCUCUCAUCUUUGACUGAUUUCACAGGAUUCUACCUCACUUUUUCUAUUUAAGGCAAAGUGCUCUACUCGUUUUAUUUUGCAGUAUAUUCUCAUCUCCAGCCUCUGCCUUUGCACAGGGUAUGGCUCAUAUUUAGAAUGCUUUGUCAGGUCUCAUCUCUGUCUCUUGUUCUACCUCCCUUCAAGGCUCAGCUUGUGUCCAAUCUUACAGAAGGCCUUCCCUGAUCAAGCCAAUUGCUAAGUAAUUCUGCCCCAAAAUUACUUGGUAUUUUAUAUUUUAUAUUUGCUUAAUAUACCUAUUUUUCCCCAGUAGAAUGCAAGUUUUUGAUUUUAUUUGUAUCCUCAGCAUCUACUAAAUAUUGAGGUAUAAAAAACACUUAUUGAAUCAGAUAUAAUCUAAGCUGAUAUUUGACACAGUAUUGAGUAACUAAAUAUGAUUCAAAGGGAAGGGGUUUAUCUGCCUUUCAUGACUUGAGUUCAAACCCUUUAUGACAUUAUCUGUGUAACCCUGGCCAAAUACUUAAUCUUUCUGGACUAGUUUCCUCCUGUAAAAUGAGGGGAUUGUUGUACUAUAUGUUUGUUAUGAUCUCUCGUGACUCUAUGUUCUAGAUUUGUUUUUAUUUUAACCAAAUUUUUAUUAAUGUCUUUUUUUUAGCUCAUAAUUUUCCCCAGUAUCUCUCCUUGACCCAUAAAUAUUCCAUGUAACUUUUUUUUUGGCUGAGGCAAUUGGAGUUAAGUAACUUGCCAAGGGUCACAAAGCUAGGAUGUGUUAAGUGUCUGAGGUCAGAUUUGAACUCGGGCGGGGUGGUGCUCUCUCCACUGUCCACCUAGCUGCCCUCAUAUAACAUUUUUUAAAGAAAAAAAAAAAGGCCAAUUGAUUAAUAUAUUGGAAAAAAAUGAAAAUGUAUACAGCAUACCAGACUUUAUGGACCUCCUAUAUCUACCUAGGGGUGAAAGUAUCUUCUCUUUUUGGAGAUUUACUUGUUCUUUGUAAUUUUGCAAACAUUCACUUUUGACUUAUGUCGUUCUUCCAUUUGCAUUUUGUAAUUGUGCAUAUUGUUUUAUUGCCUGUUUACUUCCCUGAAUCAGAUCAUGAAAAUCCUUACUUCUUUCUAACAAGUUAGUAAUCUCAACAGCAUUUGUUUAUCCAUUUCUUAAUCUAUGAGAAUCUCCAUUGUUUACAACUUUGCUAUUACAAAAAUUGUUGCUGCAAAUAUUCUGGUAUAUGUGGGAGUAUUUUUCUUAGCAAGACACCCUAAAGGAAAGAUGGGAGUCUCAGUAUGAGACUUCACAGCUUCUGGGGAAGUAACUCCUUUAGAAAAGAGGCCAAAUAUCCCCCCUAACCAUCAAAAAGUUGUCAUAUAGCAUAAGCAGGUCAGUCUAGCUGAAGCACUAAAGGAGGAACAGGAGACAUGUCAGGCAAAACAAAAUACCACUUGAAAAUUUCCCCUCAAGUCCUGAUGAAAACAGCUUAGGACUCUGAACCCAAGAACUUUGGGAAUAGCAAUGGUGUGGUAGACCAGAGUCCUUGGCCAGGCUGGUAAGAAACUCAUGUAGAAAUACACUCUGACAGUUACUCUUGGCAAGUAUUGCCACCAAGGUCCUUGGUAUUGCCAACAGUUCAAUAGUAGAAACUGAUAGUUUAUUUUUUUGAUAGUAUUUUUUUUUCUUCCCAGUUAUAUGUGAAGAAAAUUUAGCAUGCACUUUUACAAGAUUUUGGCUUCCAAAUUUUCUUUCCUCCCAAACAUAUUCAUAUCAAUCACAGUUGUGAAAUAAGCAUCAAAAGGAAAAAAAAAAAAAAAACAGAAUAAGUGAAAAAAUAUACUUCAAUCUGUAUUCACAGUAUAACCGUUCUUUAUCUGGAUGUGAAUAGCGUUUUUUAUCAUGAGUCUUUUGUACUUGUCUUGGGUCAUUGUGUUGCUGAGGAGUUGAGUUAAUCAUAGUUGAUUGCACUUCGCUGAUCUGUGUACAAUGUUCUUGGUUCGCUUCAUUUUGCAUUAGCUAGUACAUGUCUUUCCAGGUUUUUCUGAAGUCUGCCUAUUCGUUUCUUAUUGCACAAUAGAAAAAAAAUUGUCAUUUUUCUUUUUUCGAAGAAAUUGGUAUUUUCAAAGUGAAAAAGACAUUAAAGAAGAAGGCAUCCCUGUCUGUCUGCCUUGCCGCUGUAUCCGUGGGCCUUUGUCUUUGUCUUCAGCUGAAACUUGUGUGUUGUCUCCCCCAUUAUAUUGUGAGCUCCUCAAGAUCAGAGACUGAACUAAAACUAUUUUACUUGUAUGCCCUGUACUUAACACAGUGCUUUACAAUUACACGCUCUUAAUAAAUACUUAAUCCAUUCAUUAUCAGUAGCCUUACGGGGUAUAAGCCUAAAAAUUCUCUGGGUUAAAAUGGAUUUUUUUUGUCAUUUUAUAGUUUUUUUUUUCCCCUCCAAAAAUGACUAUUGAUUAGUAGUUUCACUAACAAUACAUUAGUGUAUAUUCCAACAACCUCUCCAACAUUGAAUAUUCCCCUGUUUUGUCACCCUGACCAGUUUACAGACUGAAGUGAAGCCUUAGGGUUCUCAUUUGCAUUUAUCUUAGUAAUUUGGAGCAUUUUUUCAUGUGGUUGUUAAUAGUUUGCAAUUUAAGGAUUGUUUAUGUCCUUUGAUCGCUUUACUUUUUUUAAAGUUAAAAUUUUUUUUUUCAAUUUACCUUCUCUCCCUUUCUCUCCCUACCCCUAGCCCAACUGAGAAACAAAAACAAAACCCCUCUUACAAACAUGUACCAUUGAAGAAAACAUUUUUUCAUUGGCCAUGUUCCUACUAAUCCAUCUCUCAUCCCCCCAAAUAUGUCUCAUUCUGUAUUCAGUCCUUCAACUUUCUCAGGAGAUAACAUGUUUUCAUCAUUUGUCCCCUGGAAUUUUUCAUUAUGAUGAUCAGAGUUCCUAAGUUUUUCAAAGUUGUUUAUUUCGUCCAGUAGUGUUGUCAUAUAUACAAAUUUUCCUUCAGAUCAUGCUCGCUCCAUUCAUUUCCCAGGCUUCUCUGAAACUAUCCCUCCCAUUAUUUCUUGUGGUGGCAAUAGUAUUCUAUCACAUAAUACCAUAACUAUUAAUCCAUUCCCCAGUUGAAAGGUUCCCCAUCCCCACUUCAAUUUCCACUUCCUUUUAAGAAUUCCGCCACGUGCAUCUGUUUAUCCCACCUUCCUUCUAAUGUGCUUCAUUACUCCAGGAGUUUCUUGCGAAUUGAGGUUGUUCGUUUCCAUCCCUCGGGAAGUUAAACCCCUAUUUUAGAAGUCAGGAUGCUCUAGCCCAGGUUUAACUUCUUCGGGCUGAAGAAGCUGAUAAGAGUGAAGGGAGACUUGCAGUUUUCUACAAUCAAAACCUUUCCUAAGCUUCCCACUCCCAGGUCCUUUUCAAGAGAACCUUCUGGGACCCGGCGCGGUGAUGUCAUCCGGGGCCAGCCGGGGAUGUAUGAGCAUAUCCGUGGGGACUGCAGGUACCUAGAGGCGCCAUCGGUGACUGGGAGGGCACAGGUGUGUGGCUCCGCUUCUUGCCCAUUUUUCUUAUGCCCUCUCGGCUCAACGCGCCCUCCACUGAGGAGCGCUCAUCCCGGGCCAGCAGUGGGCUCGGAGGCCGGAGCAGCCCGGCCAUGAAGGAGCUCCCAGCUGAGCCUAAGGACCAGCAGCUAAUGGUAGCACUUAGGAUCCGCCCAAUUAAUGACACUGAACUGGAUGAGGGAGCUACAAUCAUUGCCCACAAAGUGGGUGAUCAGAUGGUGGUGCUUAUGGACCCAGAUGAGGAUCCAGAUGAUGCUUUGAGAGCCAAUCGUUCUCGUGAAAAGACAUUUAUAUUUGAUAUUGUUUUCGAUCAGCAAGCUUCCCAGGAGGAAGUGUACUGUUCUACAACUCAACACUUAGUGGAAGGAGUCAUUUCUGGAUACAAUGCAACAGUCUUUGCAUAUGGCCCAUCAGGUGCUGGUAAAACUUACACCAUGCUGGGAAUGGACUCUGAACCUGGGAUCUACCUCCAGACAUUGAAUGAUCUCUUUCAGGCUAUUGAAGAGACUAGUGAUGACAUGGAAUAUACAGUUUCCAUGUCCUAUCUGGAGAUUUAUAAUGAAGUAAUCCGUGACCUUCUGAAUCCAUCUUCAGAAUUUCUGGAGUUGAGAGAAGAUGCCAAAGGAAGCAUUCAGAUAGCAGGCAUUACUGAGGUCUCCACCACAAAUGCCCAAGAGAUCAUGCAGCUGUUAAUUAAAGGGAACAAGCAACGGACUCAGGAACCUACAGCAGCAAACAAGACUUCUUCCCGCUCCCAUGCUGUUCUGCAAGUCACUGUAAAACAAAGAAGUCGAGUGAAGGAUCUUUCUGAGGAAGUUCGAGUAGGGAAGCUUUUCAUGGUUGAUUUGGCAGGGUCAGAGAGAGCAUCCCAGACCCAGAAUCGAGGCAAGAGAAUGAAGGAGGGAGCUCAUAUCAACCGUUCUUUGCUGGCUCUUGGCAACUGCAUCAAUGCAUUGAGUGAAAAGGGAGGAAGCCGAUCCCAGUAUGUCAAUUUUCGGGACAGCAAACUCACACGUUUGUUGAAGGAUGCCUUGGGAGGGAACAGCAGAACAGUGAUGAUUGCCCACAUCAGCCCUGCUAGCAUUUAUUUUGAAGAAUCCCGAACAACUCUGAUAUAUGCCUAUCGAGCAAAAAAUAUCAAGACCAGGGUUAAACGUAAUCUACAGAAUGUCUCCUAUCAUAUUGCCCAAUACACUGACGUAAUUUCAGAUCUACGCAGAGAGAUAGAACAUCUGAAAUCGAAAAUUGAGAAGCAAGAAAAGGAGAAGAAAAAUGGACCUGAUAUCAGAGAUGUGCAAGCAGAAGUCCAUCAUGACUCAGAGGAAGAUAGUCGAAUUCAGAUGAAUAAGAUUCGGGGACAAUUGAUUAGUGCAUUCAAAGAGCAGAUGGAAAUGAGAAGAAGCCUUAUGGAAUUAGAAAACACAAAUAUUGAGCUGCAUAUUGAUACUUCCAGACACCUCUUGACAAUAGCAGACUGGGAACGAGAAAAGGCCAUCAGGCUCACAAGGAGAAGGACGAUGAAAAUGUGGAGGCUGAUGGUGAAGGAGAGGAGGGAGACUCUAAUGAACCUCAUGAGGUUUCAGUGGCCAGGGAGGAGAUCAACAUGCUCUUGGCAGAGCAACGGAAAACAGCAGCUCUAAAGGUAGGCAGGUACUUGAGUAAUUAUUGACUGAGUUCUGUGCUGGUUAUUGUGAACAAUAUGAUUCCUGCCUUUAGGAAGCUUAUAAUCUAACUGGGAAGACAGAAAAUCCUGGGGUCCAAAAUUGUCCCAUAAACAAUAAAAGAAACUGAGACUAAACUCUGAGACAAUAGUACUUUAUUAUUUUUUCAUUCAUUCUUUUUUUUUCUAAACUUUUUUCUAAAUCAUGCCACACAAGCAUGGAAAAGGAAAAAAAAUAGGAAAAAAGCAAGCAAACAACAACAAAAAGGUGAAAAUAUUAUGUUAUGAUCCAUAUUCAUUUCCCACAGUCCUCUCUCUGAAUGCAGAUGGCUCUCUUCAUCACAAGUCUAUUGGAAUUGGCCUGAAUCACCUCAUUGGUUGAAAAGAGCCAAAUCCAAGUGUUCUCUUUGUUCUGCUUCCUUCACUCAGCAUCAGUUCAUGUAUCAGUUCUUGUCUCUCCAGGCCUCUCGGAAAUCAUCUUGCUGAUAGUUUCUUACAGAACAAUAAUAUUCCAUAACAUUCAUAUACUACAACUUACUCAGCCAUUCUCCAACUGAUGGGCAUCCACUCAGCUUCCAGUGCUUUGCCACCACCAAAAGGGCUGCCACAAACGUUUGUGCACAUGUGGAUCCUUUUCCACAAUAGUACUUUAAGAUCCAUGACCUUCUCUAAUGAAAUGGACCUCAGAUCUUCCUUAUAUGAUACUUGUUAAUGUCUCCUUUCUCCAGGGCUUUAGUUGUAUAGUGCUUGAUACCUGGAUAAUAUA
This is a messenger RNA of Antechinus flavipes (yellow-footed antechinus), 7411 nucleotides long. Its product is annotated as kinesin-like protein KIF19. The coding region runs from base 4994 to 6625 and encodes 543 amino acids. Gene Ontology annotation, molecular function: microtubule motor activity; microtubule binding; ATP binding. The transcript has 12 exons. The record is from RefSeq and is a predicted model, not a curated record. Gene Ontology annotation, biological process: microtubule-based movement. NCBI's taxonomy places the organism in Eukaryota, Metazoa, Chordata, Mammalia, Dasyuromorphia, Dasyuridae.